AUGAAGGCCUGGAAGAAGAUAUCCAUUUUAACUGUUACCCUUUGCUUGUACAUUGUUCUUGGCGGGGUUUUAUUCAUACACUUGGAAGAAGAACAGUCACGGGAGGCACAAGUACAAUUUAUUGACUUUGUCCAGAACUUUUUAGCGAACAACAGCGAGUGUGGCUUAAAUAUUGACGCGACCAGGCAACUGAUUCAAGAAAUAGAAACUGCCACGACAGACAGAGUGUCAUCUAUUGUGUACGGUAGCCCUGCGGGUGUCGCGAAGGAGGUUUGGUCCUUGCAAAACGCUGUUGUGCUUUGUUUCACAAUAGUCACCACAAUGGGAUUCGGAUGGAUCACCCCGAAGACAAAGGCAGGCCAAAUGUUUUGCAUAUUUUAUGCCAUCAUUGGAAUCAUUCUGCAGGGAUACAUGCUCUCUGUUAUCGGCGACACAUUCCACGUCUUCUGGUUGAAAUGUUCCAAUCUUUUCAAAAAAGGUGUUGCGUGUAUCAAAUCGAAGCGACGGCGAAGUUUCUUCGGUACAGCAGCAAUUAUUACCACCAUGUGGGCCAUCCUCAUUGUUAUCCCCGCAGCCAUUUUCAUGCAAACGGAGAACUGGUCUUUCAUGACGGCGCAAUAUUUCAACGUGGUUUCACUCAGCACCUUGGGGUUCGGUGAUGUUGCUCCUUCGCACGCUGCUCUUCCGUUUAUGUAUCAUACCGUCUUCAAUGAAUGGGCGUACAGGCUUGGUCUCAUGCUCUACAUGUUCCUUGGUAUGGCGAUUAUUUCCAUUGUUUGCGUCGGUGUCUGGCGCUCUCAGAAGAAAAAUAUGAAGAGGGCCAUUAGCAGUACUCGACUUCGUCUGAUGAAACGUGGGAUUGGAAAGAAUAGCAUCAGUCAGAAUAUUGAAGAGGACAUCGAAUAG
Messenger RNA from Asterias rubens (European starfish), 906 nucleotides. RefSeq names its product potassium channel subfamily K member 2-like. NCBI's taxonomy places the organism in Eukaryota, Metazoa, Echinodermata, Asteroidea, Forcipulatida, Asteriidae. Gene Ontology annotation, biological process: potassium ion transmembrane transport; stabilization of membrane potential. Gene Ontology annotation, cellular component: membrane. Bases 1 to 906 code for a protein of 301 amino acids. The record is from RefSeq and is a predicted model, not a curated record. The transcript has 2 exons. Gene Ontology annotation, molecular function: potassium ion leak channel activity.